CGGGGCUGGAGGCUGCACAGCCACAGGACCAUCCCCUCCCGCAGCCCGGCGGCACAGGAUUCCUCUUGUUCCUUUUCCUUUUUUUUUUUUUUCCUCCACCUCUCGACAUCACUCUAAACGGGUCGAUUUAAUUGUUAUUAUUUUGUAAUUAUUUUGCUACCUGACUUUUUCCUCUUGCUUCUUUUUUUCCCUUUCUUUUUUAAUUGAAGGCUGUGCUAAGACUUUUUUUUUUCUUUUUUGAAAAUCUUAAAAAAAAAAAAAAAGACCAGGUGGGGAAAGAAGCCAGCAAGAGACUGCAAAGAGCAAGAGAAAGUGGCAGCUAAGAAGGACUGUGAAAUCACCUCCCCUUUCUGGGCUGUCGAUCAGAGCGAGAGUUGUACAUUAUUAUUAUUGUUUUUCUUUCUACAUCUGUCUGUCCACAUACACAGGCAGAGAGAGAGACAAGUAGAGACUGAAACUCGACAAGAGCAGCCAUGGUAGCAAGGGCUCAACCUGAUCGGAAACAAUUACCGCUGGUCCUACUGAGAUUGCUUUGCCUUCUCCCUACAGGGCUGCCAGUCCGCAGCGUGGAUUUUACCCGAGGUACCGAUAACAUCACCGUGAGGCAAGGGGACACAGCCAUCCUCAGGUGUUAUGUAGAAGACAGAAGCUCCAAGGUGGCCUGGUUAAACCGUUCCGGCAUCAUUUUUGCUGGAGAGGACAAGUGGUCCCUGGACCCUCGAGUAGAGCUGGAGAAGAGAAACCCCCUGGAAUACAGCCUGCGGAUCCAGAAAGUGGAUGUCUAUGAUGAGGGGUCCUAUACGUGUUCAGUGCAAACACAGCAUCACCCCAAGACUGCCCAGGUUUACUUGAUCGUGCAAGUUCCACCAAAGAUCUCCAAUAUCUCCUCAGACAUCACCGUGAAUGAGGGCAGCAACGUGACCCUGGUUUGCUUGGCAAAUGGGCGUCCUGAACCUGUCAUCACCUGGAGGCACCUCACCCCAACAGGCAGAGAGUUCGAAGGCGAGGAAGAGUAUCUGGAGAUCCUGGGUAUCACACGAGAGCAGUCGGGCAAGUAUGAAUGCAAAGCUGCCAACGAGGUUGCCUCAGCAGACGUCAAGCAAGUCCGGGUCACUGUGAACUACCCUCCUACCAUCACAGAGUCCAAGAGCAAUGAAGCGGCCACGGGACGACAAGCCUUACUCCGGUGUGAGGCAUCAGCAGUGCCCACACCCGAUUUCGAAUGGUACAGAGAUGAUACCAGGAUAAACAGCGCCAAUGGUCUGGAGAUAAAGAGCACGGGGAGCCAGUCUCUGCUGAUGGUGGCCAACGUCACUGAGGAACACUAUGGAAACUACACCUGCGUGGCUGCCAACAAGCUGGGAGUCACAAACGCCAGCCUAUACCUUUACAAACGAGUUUUACCCACACUCCCCAAUCCUUUUCCAGGACCCGGCACAGGGAGAGUAGACAACGGCUCCAUGAGUUUGGCCGUCCCACUGUGGCUGCUGGCAGCGUCCCUGCUCUGCCUACUCAGCAAAUGUUAAUACAGAUCAGAAUUAAAAAUAAUAAUAUUAAUAAUAAUUAAAAAAACAACACGACAACGACAACAACACACAAAACAAAAUGCGUUAUACAGGAGACAGAGCGAAGAGAGGGGAGAGAGAAAAAAGGGGGGGGGAGAGAGAGAGACGACUGUUUCUUUCACAACUUUUGUGUGUUCAGGAGCGAAGAGGGGGGAGAGGAAAAAUUACAGCAAAGAAGACUCAGCAACAUUUAAUCCAAAACCUGAAAAGCCGGCUGUCAAGUCACUGACUGUCUAGGAGGCAACACGAACCAAGGGAGAGAAUGGGGCACCAGCAAGGAUCGCGUCGCCGGAGGAUGCUGCAAUGUAAACAAUCCAACAAAACCCAUAAAGCCAAUCAAACAGAAGAUCCCUUUUCUUUUCUCUCCUCCUUCCUCUUUUCCAUACUUCCUCACCUUCCUUCCUUCCUUCCUCCUCUUUCUUUCUUUUGCAGAAAGAGGUCUUUGCUUCGGUGUCUAUAGCCAUUUAACUUUUGGGAUGCCCUGGGUCAUUUUUGUGAGCUAAUGCUCAGCCAGUUCAUACUUUUGAAAACAAAAUAAAAAAAAAAAAAAAAAGAGAAAAGGAAAAAAGAGAAAAAAAAAGCCACAAACCAGAGCAAGUCACCUGAAGCUCUCUGCACACUGGUGUCCUGUGAAGAACUCUUCCUCUCUUCACUUCACCCUGCGCUUAUGUGCACCCAGCCCUUGCUAAACACCUUUUUUCCUGUCCCUUCCUUCAUGCAACAUCGCCCUUGCUGGCCUGAACUAAAGCUGUGUCAACUCUACUGAAAGCCUACUUUUCUUUUUUUUUUAAAUCCUCUUCCUCUCCCUCCUCAAUUCAACCAGAUGUCUUUCUCUUUCUCCUGUGUAUGCCUGCGUGCGUGCGUGCGUGCAUGUGUGGCUCUCGCUCCGUCUUCACUCUUUCUCUCUUUCUCUUCCUCUCUCUAAGCAUGCAAAAUGAACAGUCCAUGUGUACAUAUGCUCAUCCUGCUGUAGAUAAUGUCCUGCCUUGUAAGUGUGAGACAAGAUGCAGAGAGAUCACUCAGGCAGAGAAGAGGGGUGAGGAGAGAGGGGCAGUUGCAACACAGAUUCCAGUGGUGUCCUCUCUCCAGCAUCCUCAUUGGCUUUUUAACUUCUGGCCACCUUGCUUGCAAGAGUCAGUCUGCACCCUUGUCUACCCUUUUUUUCUCUCCCACCUGCAACCUGUCUGGCUCUCAGCCUCUAAGUACCAGCAUAGCAGCCCCUGCUAUGCAUGAGUGCUUGCACACGUGCAUGGGGGUGUGCACUCAUGUGCAAUUGUCCAAACAAGCAGAAGAAACCAGGACUGGCCUACAGCACUAUGGACUGAAGAGUGCAGUCACCCAUUCCUCCUGGGAAUGGGAGGCUGAGCUGGUGGGAUGUGAGUGAUGAGACCUUGGACAUCACCAAGCAGCCAUUCCUUUUAGGUAUAGUGUGUGCAUAGGAGCAAUGCCUCAACAUGAAAACAGCAAUCUGGUCAUUCCUAACCAUUUUGGUAGUCAUGCAAAAAUAGAGCCAAUACUCUUUUUUGUUGUUUUGUUGUUUUCAUUCUUACUGUCCUCCCUGGUAUAAAAGGAAAUGUAGGCUGUGUGAGAGGGUGAGUGUGCGUGUGCAUGUUUGUGUGCUGUACACCAUUGCUACCACAAAACUCACUGCAAAUUCCACAUUUGAAACAAAUUUGGUCAGAAAAUGUCCAAGACCUGUGAAUGGAAGAAGUAAAACAAAUCUCUGGUCCAAAAUCCUGGGCUUAUAAAGAAGGAGCUUAAAGUGGUUCAGCAAAAAAGUGGGCAGCACAAUUCCGCUUUCUCUUCUCUUAUCUCAAGGGUGCUGGUCUUGCUGGAGAGUGCUGUUGCUUGCCAUCACACUUCCCAUGGCAGAACCACAUGCAGAGGUGCCAACAGGAGAUGCUUUGUGGCUCUCAAGUGAGGAAAAGGAGAGAACAGGCUGUUAGAAACAGGGCUGAGAAAAUGCUGAGUGGUGGCUGGAAGUUGCCACACCAGCACAAGGUCUGCUGCAGGAGGAGAGGGCAAGACAACAGUCAUACUCUCCAGUGGCUGCAGUGCAUGUGUGUGGGCAGGGGCAGUGGGGAGAAGACUCCUGUGUCUCCUGGCCAGUCACGAGCCCUAGUAUCCACCAGCAGCAAAGAUGAUGAAAAAGCCACUUGCUUUUCUGGGGAGAGGGAUGUGCAGGAAGAACUUGAGUUAGCCCACACAAGUUUAGUGACCAUCCCAUGACAGUACAGUGUUUUACAGGUGCUCAGCACCACUGAGCUUCCAAGCACAAGCCAGCUUGCUUUUCUGUCUUUGCCCUGCAAGUUGGCACAGUAGCAGCACGUCAGGCAGUCACGCUCACACGCUCUUGAAAGCAAGGGGAAAAUUGCUUGGCCUUGCCACUCUCCACUGUGCUGGAGAGGAUACCUACCGGGUGGUCCCCUGCCAGGAAGGAAAGUGGGAAAUUGCUGCCUGCAAGCCCCGUCCCCAUCUUUACGUGAGUGGGGCACAGUCUGAUGAGGCUUCUCCCUGCUGCUCAGCCUGAUGCUUUCGCCUUGCACUGCGGCACUGCCGACCCUGCCCCCUCGGUGCUGAGCUCAGCUGUUUGAGGCAGCAGCAGGCACACAAUUAAGCAGGCAGUCAAGGGCUCCUCACAGGCAGCCAGAAUGAGGGAGGAAAUUUAUUGAAGACACAGGAGGCUGAAGUUAGGGCGUUACAGGAGUUGCUACAGAGCUACUGUGGCAUUGCAUGGUGGUAAAUUAUGCUCCUCCAGACCCCAAAGCCAUAUCUGGAGGUGUUUGUGCUUUGGUGCAAGAGGGGAAAGCUGGGCAACUGGUGCUUGAAAUCCACUCGAGGCAUCCACGGAUGGCUCCCCUCUUCCAAGAUAGGGCAGUCAUUGGUGGGACUUGGGCAUCUCCUUUGGAGACUGUUGUGCCUGUGGCGGCCCAGGAAGAAAAUGCCCUGUAUCCUUCAGAGCAUUCAGACAUCCCACUCCUUGUGCCUACCCUUAAGGAGAGUCAUGUAAUUCGGUGUCUUAGUAACAUAUCCAGAUUUCCUGCUGCAACAGGGCUCCUCUUUCCCCUGGUACAACCAUGAGCUGAUGCUGUUUCUAGAAAGCCAGAUCUGGGAACUGCACCCUUUUGAGCACGCUGGCACAAGGGAAAACACCACAUUGCUCAUUCUUGGUGCUGUACCUAUACCUGGAUUUAUUGUUGCAGGCUUGGUGUGAAAGGUGGGCAGCCUGCUAUGUCCUGCUGUCACAGGCUGUUCCUAAAGGCUGGGUAGGCCCACUUUAGGUUCUUUGAUGUCAACCUGGUUGCUGUUGUAGCGUCUGUCCCAUGUGUUGUCCUCUGCAUGUGUUUUUGUCACUGUGGGAUCACUCCUAGGCACUGGGAUCACACACAUCAGAGCCCUAUGGUGUGGUGGUGGUCACAAGUCCUGAUACUUCAUUGUCUCACACCUGUUUUGGUUUGAAGGAGUUUUGAGGGGAUAUUUUUUAGAUGUCAAGACAGAGAGGCUUAUGGUUAAAGGGAAAUAUCUCACUAAAAGCAGGACAUCCAUUUUUUGAAGCCACCUGCCUGUUAGCUGGGGGAAAUGGACACAGCCCUGGUGCUGUGUGUGAGGGAUCUGGUCUUUCAUACAGGCCCUUGGCAGAUCUUUGCCUCUGUUGGAUGGCUGUGAAAUAGGGCUAAAGCCAAUUAUUUGCAGACCUGUCUGAGACAAGCCACCAAUAACAAGUAUGCCUGUUGUCUGCAGCAGUGCUGGGAACCCCGCUCCUGGCAAUGUCUGUUCCUAGUAGGGUUGAGGGUGUCAUGGGUAGGCUGGAGCUUGAUUCACUCCUAGAAUCUAAUCCUGUGAGCUGCAGUGUGCAUCAUAGGAUGCUGUAAACAUCCCCCAAUUUCUCCUGAACUCGGGCAGUGAUUGCUCAAAGCAUAUGUCAAGUGGUGAGGCUAGAUGAAUAUAGGAAACACAGGAGAGGUCAAAUGCUUUUUUCCCACUCCCUUUCUCCCCUCCACCCUGUGACAGAGAUGUUGCGAAGGUUUUUCUCAUGUCUCAGUCCCUUUUCUCUGAAAUUGUUUCUGCUUUUCAUCUAUUCUCCGCUUUCAUGUUGCUAUCUUUCCCAUUCUCUCCCAAAAAGCUGGGCUCUUACUUCCUGCUGCCUCUCAGGCAGUUGAGGACCAGGAAAGAUGGGAGUUUGGAAUGGGACACCAGUUCCUUGAGCUUGUCAGUGUAAUUGUGUUUGAUUGAUGGAGAUUUAACAUUUAGUGUUAUAAAAAGAGAAAUGAACAAAAUGAAAAAAAAGAAAAAAAGAAAAAAUUGUAUUUCUUCAACUUGUUUGUAAAUAUUACAAGAACUACAUGAGAUGUCUGGUAAUGUCCAAGCAGAGGAACAAAUAUUUAGAUUUAAUAUAUGGCCCCAUACUUGCUAGCAGAUUUCUAACCCUUUUCGGAUGACUGAGAGGAGGAGUAAAGGCAAGUCUUUCUGAAAGGAACUGGACAGGGGAAGUGCAGCCACCCCAAGCCACAUGAACUCCAUGCAUGAUUGUAGCAUGUUGCUUGGAGCGUGUGCCUGGUCAGAUGGAAAACGAAGCAAACGCCUGUCUCUGAACGGCUGGGAAGGGCAACAUGGGAUGCUCCAGCCGACACCUGUAUCUUGGCAGUUGUGUUCAUUUUUGUUUGUCUGCAGCCCCGUAGCUUGGGGGCAUGUUGCUCAGUGAUGCACCCCCCUCCUCCCCCCACUGCUUUCUUCUCCAGUGAAGUUGUGUCGCCCCAUGCUAGCACCGAGUGCAUGUUAACGUGCCAUUCAUGAAGAUUUCAUUGGUGACAUGCAUUGUGUCGAGAGUUAGUCUUUGUCCGCACAUCUUUCUCACGCCACUGACUGUUCACCACUUGGGCAGAUCUCUCGUGUAGUGCUGUUUGCCCCACUUUUGGUCAAAGUAUAUCCAAGCCCCACCAGCUCUUCUUAGCUCCAGGUGCAUCCAGACCAUGCCCCCAGGCCACCUGUCUAAGCAACCCCAUUUUGAAAGUCCAAGCACACAGCAUGGACAAAGUCACCAUCAAUAGCCACAUGGGCUCCAGACUGAGUGGUAGCUACACAUCUGGAAGGAAUUUGGGGGAGCAGCAGUGAGUCCCGAUGAUACAAGAGCUUUUGGGGAAGAAGAUUUGGGAAGUCAGAGGAGUUAUACUAGAGUCCUUCACAGCCCCACCACCAGGUGAUGUUCCAGCUCAAUCUUUCUGCAGUGUUUCAUCGCUUCGCCCUUUCCUGAUGAGGGAAUCUGCAGGCACAGGGAAAAAGCUCUUCUCCUCCCAACCCCUCUCACACCUCUGCUUCCUCUCCUCCAAGCACACUGACCUGCAGCCCAAAUGCUGAUGGUGCUUGAUGUGACAUAGUAAGUGACACAGAGGAUGGCUGACCAAGACAGUCCUACAGAGGUGGUGCUAGAGGGGUGAGCAGUUCUCUCUCUCUCUCUCUCUCUCCUGAUGGUGCACAAUCUUACUGCUUCUCUGACUCAAGUACACAAAACUUAUUGAUUUAGGGAUGCCGGGAGCAAACUGUUCUAUGGGAAGAGGAAAACUUCAGGCAGAGAAGUGAUGGAGAAACUGGAUGGUAAUUUCCAAGAUGUGGUGCCAGUGAAAAAGGGUAGGGAUGAGUGCUGUCCGUUGUCCAUGCACAGAACUCUCAGGUUCACCAGUGAGGAGACCAUGGCCUCUCAACACUAAUCUUAGAGUGGCUUCAUUUCCAGUGCGAUGCCCAGAAGAUGGGUUUUUUUGACUGCAUGACUCCUGCUGACUAAGAGCUGUGUCACACCAUUAAAACCUCUUUCACUUUUCCUUCUUGUAACAUGCUAGAAUGAUAAUUGGCAAACUCCCACAGCCCCCAAAAUUUUGCUUGAUGGUUGGCUCCCAUUAGGGCAAUAUAUGGUGUUUGGUUGUUGGUUCACUCACCGUAACAGGAAAGCAGAACUCAUCUUGGUUAGGAUAUGUUGGUAUGGUCCUCUGUACCUCUGUGGCUUGGAUUGAUGUGUAUGAGGAAGGAGACCUACCAAGGCAGGGCUUGGGAAAGAGGAGCAGAUCUCCUGAUUAGCCCAGGCAGGCGGGAAGCAAAGCGUCCUUCACUUGCUGCAGGCUCAGGUUAACUGGUGCCACAGCAACUCAGACUGCCCUGCAAGCCUUGUAGAAGUGCCCAGGCAGUGGAGGAGGAAGGGGCAGUGACAGUCAGGAGGACAUGACUGCAGUGCAGGUGAUAGGGCUGCAUAAGCAGCAGGGCUUCUUGGGUAGCAUGGCUGAGGAAGGGACAGACACUGCAUCCCAGAAGGGCCAUUCCCAGGUAGGGCAGGCCCUUCCUUCUCUUGCUAUGCUCACGGUGCAUCAGGAGCUCCCUCCUGGCCUCACAGGGCAUGCUGACUGUGUUGCAAUGGGCCUCACGAGUGAUGCAGUGUGACACCACAGUGGCUCCAGCCGUGUCCUGAGAAAAGGCAUGUGAAUGUUUCUGUACAUAACAUAGGGCCAUGGAUGGAGACAAGGAGCAAGGGCUACGUAGGAGCCAAGCAGGGAGGGGAGCACCUCCCAAGCAGGGCUGUCCUCCAAAAUUAUGACAUUUGCUCCCCAUUUGGCCACGCACAGGCACGUACGCACACCCCCGUGAGCUCCACCAUGCACAUGCCGUAGUAGUCCUCACGGCUACCAUACAGAUGCUCUCCUUUCCCACACUCUCCAUCACACACACGGCCAGACAGGCAUUCAUCCACUUGCUCCUGGCCUGGCUCUGUCUGUAACCCACACAGCUACUGGUGACCUCCUGAGGAAACCAGGAGAAAGUGUGUGUGUGCCUGUGCCUGUGCAUAUAGGAGCACCUGUGUGUGCCUGGAAAGGGAGGAGGAGGCAAAAAGCGGGAACCUGCCUCCUCAGUGCCACCGUCACCUCCCAUAGUCAUUCAGCUUUCCCAGCUGGAGCCAAGAUUCAUCCUCUAGACCUUGAGAAUGAAGGCCAGUCCCUUCUUCUUGCUACACGGUGGGGUGGUUAGAACUCUCCUCAUUAACAGUGUUAUAUACAUAUAAAUAUAUAUAUAUAUCUAUAUCUUUAUAUAUAUUUUUCCCCAGCACUGUAGACAUGAGCUGAACUUCUCUUUAAUGAAACGAGAAAAUGGCCAUUUAAUUUUUUGCCAUUGGUUUGUUUUUGAAACUAGCUCUGUGAAAGAAAAUUUUAAAAGCGCAAGUGUGUGUGUAAAAGAACCGAUCAAAAAACUAAACAACUCAACAAAUGAAUGAACAAAACCCAGUGAUGGAAAAAAAAAAGAAGCUUUUUAUUUUUUCUUUUCUCAAUGUAUUUAACUUCUGUUAUCUCGUUUCUGUUUCUUUACAUGUAUGAAUGCUCUGCUCUUCUGUGAUCUUAAAAAAAAAUACAAAAAAUACAAAAAUUAAAUAAACGUGAAAAGGA
Molecule: messenger RNA, 8986 nt
Organism: Corapipo altera (White-ruffed manakin)
Lineage: Eukaryota; Metazoa; Chordata; Aves; Passeriformes; Pipridae
Gene: LSAMP
Product: limbic system associated membrane protein
Exons: 8
Coding region: 474-1526 (350 amino acids)
Cellular component (GO): neuron projection
Source: RefSeq, a predicted model, not a curated record